Messenger RNA from Rubroshorea leprosula, 1656 nucleotides. Lineage: Eukaryota; Viridiplantae; Streptophyta; Magnoliopsida; Malvales; Dipterocarpaceae. The record is from the annotation of a GenBank genome assembly.
CGAAGGCCAAAAGACAGCCUUGAAAAUCAUGUCUAAAACAUCUGUUCUGUCUUUCCUCCUCUGCAUCCUCCUCUGUUUCAUCUCACAGCAAUGUAUGUUCACCUCUGCCGCCCAAGGUAGUUGGGCACUGUUACAGGAAAACAUCGGUAUAGCUGCAAUGCACAUGCAGUUGCUUAACAACGACCGUGUCAUUAUGUUUGACCGAACUGAUUUCGGGCCGCCCAAUUUGUCUUUGCCAAAUGGCAAUUGUCGGAAUGACCCAAAUGACAGGACGUUGAAGGUGGAUUGUACUGCUCAUUCAAUUGAGUACAAUGUUCUUUCCAACACAUUCCGUGCACUCACGGUGCAAACCGACGUUUGGUGUUCUUCGGGUGCCGUGAUGGCCAAUGGCAUGCCGAAUGGAUUAGCUGCAGCAAGAUGGUAUGCCUCUGAUCACAUCUUGCCUGAUGGUAGAAUGAUUAUCGUGGGCGGCCGAAGGCAAUUUAAUUAUGAGUUCUAUCCUAAGAAUACUGCUCCUGGUCUGUUCAGUUUGCCAUUCUCGUCGGAAACAAAUGACCGUGGGGUGGAGAACAAUCUCUACCCUUUUGUUCAUCUCAAUGUUGACGGGAAUGUAUUCAUUUUUGCAAACAAUCGUGCAAUUCUGCUUGAUUAUGUGAAUAAAGUAGUGGUGAAAACGUACCCGAUGAUACCAGGAGCCGAAGCUCGGAGCUACCCCAGCACUGGCUCCUCAGUGUUACUUCCCUUGAAGAACAUACAAGCACCAAAUGUCCAUGCUGAAGUGUUGAUAUGCGGUGGAGGCGCAAAUGGAUCUUAUACCCAAUCAUUAAAGAAAAAGUUCUUACCUGCUUUGGAGACUUGUGCUCGAAUCAAUAUAACAGACCCAAACCCGCGAUGGGUCAUGGAGACAAUGCCACUACGUAGAGUCAUGGGUGACAUGAUAUUACUACCGGAUGGUAGUGUUCUGAUCAUCAAUGGUGCUGCGUCAGCUGGGCUAGUCCGUGAUGGUAGGGUGUUGGUUGCUGGAAGCAAUCCUCAUGCUUAUUACAACUUCACAGGAGUACUUUACCCAACGGAAUUACGCUUAGAAGCAUUUUCUCCGGAGUAUCUCAACCCCACUUUCGAUAACAUCCGUCCAACAAUUGUUGCACCGGUGAAUCAAGGAAUUCUGUAUUAUGGUCAAAAGCAAAAGGUACGUUUCAGUUGUCCAGGGCCAGUGAUCCAGAACCAGGUAGAGGUGGCGCUGGUGGCGCCACCAUUUGUGACACAUUCGUUCUCCCAGAACCAAAGGCUGCUUGUGCUCGGAAACAACAGAAUAAUUGUAUUGAGGAACAACUACUACGAUGUGGAGGCAACCAUGCCACCAUCACCUAUUCUCGCACCCUCUGGAUUUUAUUUGAUGUACAUGAUUCAUCAAGGUAUACCAAGUCAAGGUAUUUGGAUUAACUUAAAAGGACAUUAGUUAUCUUUUAACAAAAGUCAUUGAGAUGUUUUGUGUUCCCUAAUUUCUCAAAAUUAAUUUUCUGAGUUUGUACUGCUAUAAGGCAAGUUGCAAGUGCUAUUUUUGUUUUCUAAUUGAUUUUUGUGAAAAUUGUAAUAUAUUCGAUUUGUGCAUAUGUAUUGUAUGAAACUCAUAAUCAAUAAAAUUGUGGGAUUGAU